AUGGCAGAGUUAGCGGGAAAGGAUAUAAAAGGUGUAAAAGAAAGAAGAAGUAGCUACGAGAAUGUAGAGGAAAUGCUAAAAAGGAAAAGGGAAGAAUUCGGGAAGGGAAGGAGUAAGGAGGAUAUACUGAAAAGUAGUAAGAAGGUGCUGAGAUCGCCAGUGAGGGGGAAAAUGGAGGAAGCGGAGGAGGUACAGGAAAUAUUGAAAAGCUGGAGAGAAGAAAGAGAGGAUAUAAGGGAAGAAAUUAGGAGAAUGAAGGAAGAAGUGAAAGAGGGAAUUAAAGAGCAAGGGAGAAUGAUGAGAGAGGAGGUAGAAGAGUUCAGAAGAGAAAUAAGAGAGAAGGAGAGGAUAUGGAGGGGGAAAAGAGAGGAGACCAGAAAUUAUAUCAACGGUUUGGAGGGAAAAAUAGAAAUACUGGAAAAUAGCUAUAAAUGGGGAAUAGAAGGGAAGAAGGAGGAGGCGGGGAACAAGGGAUUAGGGGGGGGUGGAAGAGAGGAUGAGAAGAUUGGAACGAGGAUUGGAAAGGGAGGAAAGGGAGAAAAGUCAACCAGGCAACCCACGGUUCUUUUCUCCAACUUUAACUUCAGAAUUCUAAGUCGGGAGACUAGGGCUUCUGAGGACAUGCUCAUCUUACCGCCGUGUCGAACUGAGCUAUACAAUCGCUCCUUUAGAAUGAGCUCUGCUAGGCUCUGGAAUGGCCUUACACCUGAACUACGGUAUGCUCGUACCUUGCCGGAUUUUAAACACAAGCUUUACACUUAUCUGCUCGCUCAUGGAUGA
Formica exsecta is the source of this 780-nucleotide messenger RNA. RefSeq lists its product as uncharacterized. The transcript has a single exon. Bases 1 to 780 code for a protein of 259 amino acids. Lineage: Eukaryota; Metazoa; Arthropoda; Insecta; Hymenoptera; Formicidae. The record is from RefSeq and is a predicted model, not a curated record.